Messenger RNA from Durio zibethinus, 893 nucleotides. Its product is annotated as transmembrane emp24 domain-containing protein p24delta9-like. Lineage: Eukaryota; Viridiplantae; Streptophyta; Magnoliopsida; Malvales; Malvaceae. The record is from RefSeq and is a predicted model, not a curated record.
UUUCAAAGCAAAAGAAACAAAACCUGAGAUUCAGUUUUCUUUAACUAACUAGACAAGAAUGUUUAGAUUAAAUCUGGGUUUGGUUUUGAUAAUCCUAGGAUUAAUGUUGGAAAUAGACAUUGGAGAAUCAAUGAGGUUUGAGUUGGAAUCAGGGAAAACCAAAUGCAUUUCAGAAGACAUCAAUACAAACGCAAUGACUGUUGGCAAAUACACCAUUGUCAAUCCAAAUGAAGGUUACCCUUUGCCUGAUUCUCAUAAACUCACUGUCAGGGUGACUUCACCUUAUGGGAACAAUUAUCACCUUGGAGAUCAUGUGGAUUCAGGUACUUUUGCAUUUACUGCAGUUGAGGGUGGUGAUCACACUACUUGUUUUUGGACAAUUGACCAAAAGCCUCCGGUAAGGAUUACGAUUGAUUUUGAUUGGAAAACUGGUGUUGCUGCCAAGGAUUGGUCCAUGAUUGCGAAGAAAGGUCAGGUUGAAACAACGGAACUUGAGUUGAAGAAAUUAUACGACACUGUCACAUCCAUUCAUGAAGAGAUGUUUCAUCUUCGUGAGAGGGAGGAAGAAAUGCAGCAGCUUAAUAGAGAAACAAAUUCAAAAAUGGCUACUCUUAGUUUCUUUUCGCUCGUGGUUUGUUUGUCGGUGGCUGGGUUGCAGAUAUGGCAUCUGAAGACAUUUUUUGAGAGGAAGAAGCUCCUGUAGCUUUGCUCUGUUCUCCUUCUAACCUUGCUGUUUGCAAGUUGUGGGAUACUCAUACGCAACAACUUCAUUGUUCUUUUCAGAGGCCAAAAUGUAAUAGACUAAUUUAUUUAUUAAUCUGGAAUUGUAGUUUGCAUAAGUUCACACUAUGAAAUUUUCCUAUCUGCUGUAGUUUGAACAUUGUUUUUUAUUG